AUGUGCGAAACUAGAAAGUCAACCCUACGCUAUGAGCACAAUUCAAAUUUAAAUUAUAUUGACAAUCAACAAGACCGGUUAGUUCCGGCUAUCCGAGGCUUCAAGAUAGCUUCUUUGAACAUAACAAGUCUACCAAAACACAUUGACGAACUUCGGAUCUGCAUGAAUGAUAAAGAAAUAGAUGUUCUUGCAAUUAAUGAAACACGAAUGGACGAUAGUGUGCCAAUCGAGUCAAUAGCCAUUCAAGGUUACAAUUGGAUUUCCAAAAACAGAAAUAGAUCUGGGGGUGGUAUCGGUUUUUUCAUUAGAGAUUCAAUAAAUUUUCGACCUCGAACUGACCUGAAUAAUCAUGAUAUUGAAAUUCUUACAAUACAAAUUAGUAAACAUAACGUUAAACCGUUCUUAAUUACAACGUGGUAUCGACCACCAAACGAUCCAAUUGACACCCUUAUAGAUUUGAGAACU
Paramuricea clavata is the source of this 465-nucleotide messenger RNA. Lineage: Eukaryota; Metazoa; Cnidaria; Anthozoa; Malacalcyonacea; Plexauridae. The record is from the annotation of a GenBank genome assembly.